Molecule: messenger RNA, 495 nt
Organism: Rhipicephalus microplus (southern cattle tick)
Lineage: Eukaryota; Metazoa; Arthropoda; Arachnida; Ixodida; Ixodidae
Product: protein NATD1
Source: RefSeq, a predicted model, not a curated record
AUUCAACAAUCGUACAGUGGCGUCUGCUUGCAAAUGGCUUUGAAGUUUUUUGGGAAAGCGUGCCUGCGCGCUGUGCACAGGGCUCAGCCUAGAAUGGCAUGUGCGCGAAAUCUCUCGCAGGAAUCCUUCGAGGUUGAACACGACAAUGUGAAACGGGAAUUCUUUAUCAAACUCGGCAAAGACAAGGCUGUCCUGCAGUACGAAGUGAUCGAUUCCAAAACACUCGAUCUAGUCCACACAGAAGUUCCCGAGUCCUUGCAAGGCAAAGGCAUAGCCAAGCACCUCGCUAAGGCAGCCUUUGAUUACCUUGUCCAUGAAGACCUCCAGGCAAGGCUGUCAUGUACAUACCUGGUGAAGUACUGGAAUGAAACCAAAAGCCCAGAACACACAAAGCACAUUUUGUGUGCAUGACGAGCUGGAAAGCCUUCUGGAUUUCUCACAUGCUGUACUUCUCAAUAAAGAAGCACAGUUUCGCCAAAAGGGCCAAGCAAUGAA